This is a messenger RNA of Styela clava, 2015 nucleotides long. Its product is annotated as rhomboid-related protein 2-like. Gene Ontology annotation, molecular function: serine-type endopeptidase activity. NCBI's taxonomy places the organism in Eukaryota, Metazoa, Chordata, Ascidiacea, Stolidobranchia, Styelidae. Gene Ontology annotation, cellular component: membrane. The record is from RefSeq and is a predicted model, not a curated record.
AGCAGAGAGGAGUUUUCGUCCAAUGUUUGUUGCGCUUAGUUAACGCGGGUAUCGAGAUAUCGCUGUGGUUGUCUGGCUUUGUUGAGUCGUGGGAUACCCGUGGGGUGGAUGUACUAAAAUGGACAAUACGCCGACUUCAGCUAACAGGAAUGACGAAGUCAUUGAGGUAGACGGCGUUGCUACGAGACCGUUAGCUGCACGACAACCAAUCACUCCCAAGAGAGAUCAUGCGGGUCAUCCAUCCAGGAAACCAAAUGCUGGUUCUACAUCUUCUGAGAGAAAAUCUCCAGGAUGCUGCGAUAGAUUCAUGGGAGGACUUGUUGACUUGGUGUUGACAAAAGAUGAGGAUAAGCUUGCAUAUUUGAAGAACUAUAACUGCAUGCCUCCACCAAUCUUUAUAUUACUUGUCUCUAUCAUUGAGUUGGCAAUCUUCAUCUACUAUAGUGUGAUAGCAGAGACGAAGCAAUGGAUGACAUUAAACGAUGCUUUGCUUUCUAGUGUAUUGAUUUAUGAUCCAUAUAAAAGAGAACAGGCUUGGAGAUUCAUUUCAUAUCUGCUUCUCCACGCUGGAAUUGAACACAUUAUGGGCAAUAUACUAUUACAGUUGGUUAUUGGUAUUCCAUUAGAAAUGGUUCACAAAGGUCUGAGAGUAGGAACAGUGUACAUGUCGGGUGUUUUAGCAGGUUCACUUGCAAGCUCUAUGUUUGAUCCAUUCAUGUAUCUGGUUGGUGCUUCAGGGGGAGUAUAUGCUCUCAUAGGAGGGUAUUUCUCUAAUCUUGUCAUGAACUGGUCAAAAAUGGCAAUGAAUGGUCUUCAUCUUGUGAUGGUUAUUAUUCUAGUGCUGGUUGAUUUUGCAUUUUCAAUAUAUAGAAGAUUUGUAUAUUAUCCUGAAGGUGGCCAGCAAGUAUCGUUUGUUGCUCAUUUAGCAGGAGGAUUGGCAGGCAUCACGAUUGGUUAUGUGGUCUUCAGCAAUUUCAACAAAAAAUUGUCAAAAGAUCCAAAAUUUUGGGUUUGCCUUCUUUCAUACUUUGGGUGUUGCGCAGUUGCUGUAUUUUGGAAUUUGUUUUUAUCACCUGUUGGAACUAUUUGAUUUGACUCUGCCAAUUUGAGCAAAUUUAAAUAAUUAAGAAAUUUGCACAUUAGGUACUUUGCUUUCGCUUAACUAUUAGUUCACUUUAUUUUUAUUCCAAAGAAAGUCAUUAUGUCCAAAGCAGUAACUACCAUAGUCAUGCAACUGAAACACAAACAAGGUUUAUUUGGUUUCCAAUACCAGCACAGUCUCAGAGUCUCAUAUAUUAGGUGAAUUUAGUGAUGUAUGGGAUUGCAUAUUUCAAAUACCAUUUACAGGGCCGUGUGCUGAGUUCUUAAUAUUUUAGGAUUGGAUUUCAUAAAUACAGGGUUGUCAAAAAUAAACGGAACCCAUAAAUUUCCUAAUUCGACGAAAUUUAAGAAAACUUAUUUUAUACCUGAACUUCUGUUUUUGAGUAUGAUUGUACCAAAAAUUUCAGUAGUCCAUGUCAUUUUACACAAAAGUUAUGUUCUGUCUAUAAUAUGUUUAAAUUGACCUGGGUUCUGUUUUUUUAUUAUUGAGGUCACCUUGUACCAACUCAAUUCAAUAUUAUUUGGUAUAUUUAGUCAAAUUGAAUUAUUUUCUAUACAAAAUUGCACUUAUUUGAUGAUGACAUAUUCUCACAUUUUCAUCGUUCCAUCAGAGUGAAUUAUCUCAUGUCUCUUUUAUAUGUACACCCAAGUUUGGGAUAAUGAGCAAAAAUUUUUGACUUUGUUUAGGUAACACAUUGUCAACUGCUUGCUUUUUUACACAUCUUGAAAUGUCUUCAAUUCAUAUUUUACUCUUGCAAUUUGCGAACGCUGCACUGCAUGUCUUUUUUUCUAUCUCUUUUUUAUUUACCUAGUAGAACUGUCCCGUUAACAACAUUCAUAUAUGCAUUAAUUUUACUAUUCCAUCAGGAAUGCCAUGUACUAUGAAGAAUAAUACAAAUCCUCGUUCGUUGUUA